AUGGGAGAUAUCGAAACUGGUUCACCACUCCCUUCCGAGGUCCCUUCAACCUUAGCUACCGAAGGUGCCGAAGUGACUCCCAAAUCUACCUCGAAUGGUACGACGAAUGGUACCCACGUAGAAAAAGGGUUCAGUCCAAGAGAAUUUCUGAGUGAUAGAGCCAAAGUCACCCAAAUUGACGGUAUUAGAGGGUUGAUGGCUGUUGAAGGACCCGGUAUUGUCUCCGCCGGUCGACCCAACCCCACUACCUUCCCAUUCUCCUCUAUAACCCUCAACCUCAAAUCACCCCUGGCAGACGCUCAAGCAAAAGAAGAAAGUAUAACUAUCGAUACCGAAGAUUUGGAUAUCGCCUUGCAAUACUCGCCAUCGCCAGGUUUGGGUAAAUUGGUAGAUUGGGCUGUAGGAUUGCAGUCUCAAGUGCAUAAUCGACAGAGGGAUGGGAAAUGGACGGUCAGUUUCGGAAGUGGAAGUCAGGAUUUGAUGUCCAAGGCAUUCCACGCUUUGCUCAACCCUGGCGAUCCAGUCUUACUCGAAACUCCAAUUUAUGCGGGUGUCUUACCACCUUUGAGAAUCCUCAAUGCCGAGAUGAUAGAGGUCGAUGUCGACUCUCAGGGGCUGUCAGCUAAGAACCUCGAGAGGAUCUUAUCUACCUGGCCAGAGGGAAAAAAAAGGCCCAGGGUGUUAUAUACUUCACCUACUGGAUCUAACCCUUCUGGAUGUUCUGCGCCAAGAGAGAGGAAAUUGGAGGUAUUGGAAGUAUGCAAGAAGUACAAUGUUAUGAUUUUCGAGGAUGACCCAUAUUACUACCUUGCUACCGAGCUUAUCCCAAGUUAUUUUGAACUUGAAGCCGAAGUUUAUCCUGAAGGAGGCCACGUUAUCAGAUUCGAUUCUUUCUCCAAGCUUCUUUCGGCUGGUCUUCGAUUGGGUUUCGCAACUGGACCUAAAGAGAUUACCCAGGCCAUCGACGUUCUCACCGCCGGAGCUAACUUGCAUACUAGUGGUGUUUCCCAAGCUGUUACUUUAAGGUUGAUGCAACAUUGGGGUAUCGACGGAUUCCUCGCUCACGGUCGAUCCGUAGCUAAACUGUAUGCCGAACGAAGAGCAGAGUUCGAAGCUAUUGCGCACAAGUAUCUUGACGGACUGGCAACUUGGGUAUCACCCGUUGCGGGUAUGUUCCUAUGGGUGGACCUAUCACCAUCAGGUAUAAAGGAUAGUUACGAUUUAAUCAGACAUGAGGCUUUGGCGAAAGGUGUGCUAGGUGUACCUGGUAUGGCCUUUUACCCCUCUGGUAGAAAAUCGCCCAAUGUGAGAUUAUCAUUCUCGAUUGUUGAUCUUGAUCAAGAUACCGAAUUGGGUUUCGCAAGGUUGGCAGAGGCGAUCAAGGAUAAACAGAAAGCCUUGGGAUUGGCUUAG
Kwoniella botswanensis is the source of this 1413-nucleotide messenger RNA. RefSeq lists its product as uncharacterized. Gene Ontology annotation, molecular function: pyridoxal phosphate binding; transaminase activity. The record is from RefSeq and is a predicted model, not a curated record. Gene Ontology annotation, biological process: biosynthetic process. The transcript is spliced from 11 exons. NCBI's taxonomy places the organism in Eukaryota, Fungi, Basidiomycota, Tremellomycetes, Tremellales, Cryptococcaceae. The coding region runs from base 1 to 1413 and encodes 470 amino acids.